GACGCCGAUGUGACGCGCUGACGUCAGCAGGUCUGUGACAGCACUUCCUGGAGUCGUGUUUGUUGUGGGAAAUAAUUACCACCGUGGAGUCGGACCUGGGAGAGGACAGGACGAACUGCAACCUCCAGCCCGACCUCCGAGCAUGUGUCCGCGGCGUCAGCUGAGACGGGCGGGGAAGUGACGGCCGGGACCGAGGAGGGGGACGCGGCGGACAGCCACGGACCUGACAGCCGCUGCAGAGCCGAGCCGAGCCGAGCCGAGCCGAGCCGAGCGGAGCCGCCGACAGCCUCGGAAUGUGGUAGCCCAAACCAUGGACAGCAGAAUAAAGGAGAGUCCAGAGAGAACAUUUGAUCUGGUUCUGCAGGUGUCGUGUCCAGCAUCUGAGCAUGAAGAUCCAACCGUGCUGUGGAGCUUCCCCCAGGACCACACAGACCAGGAGGUCCUUCAGACGAUACCAAAGUUCUGCUUUCCCUUUGACGUGGAAAGGGUUAACCAGAGUCAGGUGGGGCAGAACUUCACCUUUGUGCUGACGGACAUCGACGGCAAGCAGAGAUUUGGUUUCUGUCGUCUCACUCAAGGCUGCCGGAUCUGCAUAUGUCUGCUCAGUUAUUUACCAUGGUUCGAAAUCUACUACAAGCUGCUAAACACCCUGUCGGAUUACCUAAUGAAACAACAGGAAAAUGACUUGAACGACAUGCUGAAUUCUCUCUAUGAUCUGCCUGUGCCAAAGCCCUUCACGCCAGUCAACCUGAGUGUGAAUGAGCAGUUGUAUAUUGCCACUGGGCAAGUACUGAGAGAUCGGGGAAGCAAGGAGAUGCACUCCUACUUCAUCGCCCCGGAUAUCAAUGGACUGCCAACGAUCCCUGAGAGUAGGAACCUGACAGAGUAUUUUGUGGCCGUGGACGUCAACAACAUGCUCCAGCUCUACGCCUGCAUGCUGCACGAACGACGCAUCAUCAUUACCUCAAGCAAGCUUAGCACUUUAACGGCAUGUGUCCACGGUGCGGCUGCUAUGCUCUUUCCCAUGUACUGGCAGCACAUCUUCAUCCCUGUGCUGCCCCCGCAUCUUCUGGACUACUGCUGUGCCCCCAUGCCAUACUUCGUGGGAGUUCAUCUGAGUCUGCUCGAGAGAGUACGCAGUCGAUCACUGGAGGAUGUGGUUAUUCUGAAUGUGGAUACCAACACCCUGGAGAGUCCAUUUGAAGACUUGCACAACCUUCCUAGUGACGUGGUGUCCUCUCUGAAGAGCAAGCUGAAGAAGCAGUCGACAGCAACAGGAAGUGGUGUGGCGAGGUCCUUCAUGAGAGCGCAGGCCGCUCUGUUCGGAUGCUACCGAGACGCCCUGAGAUAUAAACCAGGGGAGCCUAUCACUUUCUGUGAGGAGAGCUUCGCGAACCACCGCUCGAGCACCAUGAGGAACUUCCUGUCCAUGGCUGUCAACCUGCAGCUCUUCAAACAGUUCAUCGACGGACGGCUGGCCAAAUUGAACGCAGGCCGCGGCUUCACCGACGUGUUUGAAGAGGAGAUCACAGAGGGGGGCUUCUGUGGAAGUAAUUCAAGGUCUUAUCAGCAAUGGAUGCACACCGUGAAGAGAGGAGGAGCACUCAUCAACACGGCCGUGACAAAGGCCAGGAGUCAUGCCAAGAGGGGCAUCCGGGACAUUAAGGGCAGACUAAAAGCAAGGGAAGAGGAAGAAGAGGGGAUGCCGGUCUGUGCAGGGUCUCCCACCAGCACCAAGAGCCUGUCUCCAAGGAGACUGCAGAAGAUGAGACGGCAGAACCUCAGAAAGUCUCCCAUGAGCAUGGACCCCAGAGAUCUUGGCUACGGGCUGGAUGAUGAUGAGCUGGACAGUGCGAGCAAGCUGUCCUCAGAAGACAGCGGGGACGUCCCCUCCUACACAGAGGACAGCGACGACUCCUACUCGCUGGAGCUGGACAUCGACCCGUCCCGCUCGGGCCAGAUGAACCUGCUGGAGGAAAUCCUGGACUCUCUGAACACCACGGGGCUGGACCAAGGCAAACUCAGUGCCGCCAAGAGCCUGGACUUCUUCAGGUCCAUGGAUGAUUUAGACUACAAGACCCCGACCAAACCGACCCCCCCCACGGAGUCGAACCCUGCAGAUGACAGUGGUUGUGCUGGGGACCAGAACCAGGGCGGCUGGAAUAUGGGCCAGGAUGACAGCGCCAUCCACGGAAAACACCUCCCACCAUCUCCGAGGAGGCAGCCCAACAAGAGCAGCCUGAAGGUGUUGAAGAAACCUGUGGUCGCUCCUCUAGCACCCCCUGCUCCAGCUGCGGACGUGUCCAGACCCCGGCCCAGUUCUCCUCAACCCAGAUCUGCCCCACUCCCUCACCUUUCAUCUCCGGAACGACAUCCAGGACACCGCUUCUCCUACAUGCCCCUACUGCCCCACAACCCUACACCCACUGCUGCAUCUCCCACACUCUCUUACACUCACAGCUUUCUAGCACCGGAUUCCCACCUGGACUACGCUCCUGAUCCAGUGGGCCGGUCCCGGACCAUCUCAGACCCCCAGGCCUGCACAGAGUCUUCUCAGACCCUGAACCAGAAUUCCUCCACCGGCAUCCUGAGGAGGAAGGUGCUGUCCAAGGAGAUGGUGAAGCAAUACCACGAAAAGGCCCUUCACAGGCUGGGCAGCCGGGUCUACCAGGAGGGCGAGGAGAAGCACAGACAGUCAGCCAUGCCGGUCCCGUGGGAGAAAGAGGUGUCCAAAGAGGGGCCCCUGGGGCUGGGCCUGGGUCUGGGUGAGAGUCCAGGCUCUGGGGCGGCUGUGGUGCAGGAACAAACCCUCCUCGAGGAGAUCGACGCCAGGUGUUGCCUCGGCUCGGUCCUCCACACCAGCCUGCAGCUCUCCCAGGUUCACUGCAACAACAGUCACCAGCAGGUCCAGGGCAAAGCCACAGAGGAGUCCUGAGGGAGCUCAAAGACUCAGUGUCCGUAAAACGCCAUAGAAGUAUAUUCACUGUCAUCGUAGAGGACAUGAGCAGUUCAGAAGUUUUUCUAUCUCAACACCCAGCGAUCAGGAGAGGCCACAAACAAACCUGAUGUCAUAGAGGUAGCCACGAAGCGGUAGCUAGGAUGCUAAAAGGAAAACGAGAGUGAUGAGCUGGUGCACUGCACAAUUCUCCAUCUGUCGUCCAUCUUUGUUUUCCAAUGAUUCAGUUUGUAUUUCAGGUGAAAUAAUCUGAUUGUAUCUCAACUUGUUGUUUCCAAGAUAAGUGGACAAACUUUUUACUUGUAUCUGGAAGCGAAAUAGAAAAACAACAAAUUAGUUUUCUUUGUAGGGAUUCGGAUGCUACAACAAGAAAAACGUAUGAGUUUAUAAAGAUUCUGGAAACAAGUGAAAGCAGCAGGACAAACCCACAAAGUGACACAUGCAGUGUUGUUAUUCUAUAAACUCCAAACAAAAGAGACAAGGUCGAUGUUUCUGCAUCACAGUAUUUUUUUGUUGAUAAUCGUCUACAUUUCUGAACAACACAUUCUCGUGUGUUAUAUUAUUCAUCUAGAAAACAUUUCACAAAGCAACACUCAACCCUUGAAUUAUAUUUUGCACAGAAUUUUUGUAGCGACAGGUGAAGGAGGAAUUGUUCACAUUGCGAAGAGGAAAUCCAGAAACUGCUGCGUCAGCAUUACGAGGGGGCGGCGGCUCCUCAUGGUCCAAACAUUUCACAUGAUCAAAAUUUGCACUUGGUUAUCAACAAAUAAUACUCAGUUAUUACUUCGUGGUACGAAAAGUUAAACAGGAUUUUCUAGAAACAAAUGAAACUAAUGAUACACUGUGUAAUUUAAUAUGUUUUGUUUUUUUUAUCACCAUGCCUUAAGUGGACAUGUGAUUUGUUUAUAAUACUCUGGUUUCUUAAUCUAUCUACCGAUACCAAUACAGGUACUUUGUAAUCCGAUUACUUACAAAUCGUUAAUGCAACUGUUAGUAGAACUUAAACAGCACUGUGUGUAUCUGUAUUAAUAGAGUAGUUAAUAUAUGAUGUGCUUUAAGUUGCUGUUUUUAAAUUGCAUUCCCGAUCAUGAACUGUGCACGUUGAGAAACCUCUCUCCUCUCCCUGCGUUCCUCAGGACACUUCUGCAAAUACACUCACAGUUUAAAGUCGAUUCUUAUGAAAAAAAAGCCAAUAUCCUUCCUCCAGCUCCUCUUCUUCAUUUUUUCCCACCGUCGCUGCUCCGCCCCUCACGUUGUCUCUCGCUCUCGACCUUAAGAACGGUCGCCAGUUGUUGCAGAGCUUGUGAGGUUUGGAGCGGAGGUGGAAAAAGGUGAACUCUAUGAGAUACGACAGAUAAAACCGUACAUUCCUGUUAUUAUCUACAGAUCCCGUGGAAAGGACCCCCCCCCCCCGUUUGUGGCCCACAGCCUCAAACCCAUUUGUUCCUACUGAUGAUGUAAACUUCAAAGUGGGUCACAAAUCCUGAGAAAAGUUCUAAUUUUCAGUCUCAAACCAAGCCGUAGCUUCAGUAGAGAACAGAACUAAACACAUUCAUCUGUAGACGUCUUAUCAGUGGAAUUAAGUCAUCGUUGAUUUUGGGUUUUCUCCCGGGAUUUGUUGACUUUUUUUUCCAAGAAUCCAGAACCUCUCGUAAAACUUUUUGUAUCGUCGCGUCUCACAUGAGGAAAUGCAAUCUCUGUCCCUCUAGGUCCGAGUCUCACACUGUAACGCAACGCAGUGAUUGACGAUUGUGCUGUAACGAAGCAAUACAGUUCUCCUCAGAGAGUAGCUAGAUGGAUGUAACGUGUACAGAGUCCAAACUAUUUCUAUAACAGACUCUCCUGUGGAGAGAAAAACGCCAUGUCCGGAGAUUGUGGGUUCCCAUCGUUCUCUUGAGUCACCACAAAACCCAGGAUGGGGGGAAAAAACGAAAGCCCUUUCAUGUGCUUGUGUUGGGAUUAUUACAUUUAUGGUUCGUUGUUCUCAUGAUUUAUGCCAGACGCCAGUCGGUGUGGCAGUUUAACAGCGGCUAUUCCUCCACUUCUUGAGUGCUGCUCUGCGUUAACGAUUCGCCCAUAAAGUCUUUGGCUUCUAAAAGCCCAGGAAUCGGUCCUAGUAAUUCCGAAAAGGGAAAAAAAUAAAUUAGUCUCCAGAACAAUCUCAGUACGGGCCUCACCUAUCGCAACCAAGCUUAUUUACUAUGCAAGUAUUUAAAAUGAUGAAAAUAUAGUAUUUUUUUCAACAUUAUAUUCUAUGAUUCUACUUGAAACCAACCAAAUUUAAUUCCUAGUGAGAAUAAACCUCACGUGUCCCUAAUUUAAUUCACAGUGUGAGCUGAGGUGUGUCUAAAGGUGUGAGUGUGUGUUGUGCCUUAAACAGUCCGAGUACCAUCACAACAAGGUACAGUAUCAUAGAAAGUAAUAUGCAAUGGUUUCCGACCACCUUAAAUCACACUGUGGAGCAUCUUUGUAUUUAUAUGACAAACGGACACAAAAGCCCUGAUUUGGUUUGGUGAGGAAAUGACCUGGACUGAAGUCGGGUAGUAGCGUUGUUUGUGUAGCUGUUGUGUUUCUGACUUUCUGCUUCAGCUGCAGUUACUCUGUGUUAUUCUUUUUCUUUGGUCCCGUGGGCGCUGGGAACUUCCUGUAUUGAAGAGAGGAUGUUGGAAUUUCUCUGAGUCAUUUUGUCCUUAUUUGUAAACAAAGUUCUUUCCUUGAUUGUGAUAUUAAUACGUGUUUAGUUUGUGCUCCUUGUCUUUUUCAUCUCUCUCUCUCUUUUUUUUUUUUAAAUACCCUGACUACUCAUUCUGAGCAAACUGUAUUAAAAAAAAAAAAACCUUUCUCAGAGGAGUGUCUUUAGUUGAUUUCAUAUUGAUGAAUAAUUAUUUUCGACUGAAUAGACGUGUAUUUUUUCUGGCCUAAGUAUAUUUUACAUGAAUAAUAUAUGAUCGGUGUUAUAUGUUGUAAAAACAAGAUAUAAAUGACACCUAAUAUUUGAAUGUUUUAGAUUUUAUUUUUGGAGGAAAAAAACUAUGGAGAGAAUAUAAGAGAAAUGUCCCAUGUAGCCGUUCAGGUUCAGAAGCAUCUGCCACCUUUACUGAGACUGAUGCUUGUACAUGGUACAACACUUCCUGUUGUAUCCGCAUGUGUGUACCUGUUUGUGUUGUGAUGCUAUGGUUUAGUUUAUUCUUUUGUUCUGAAUUAUUAUUUGAGCAGUUGGCACUUCCAUCAAGUCAAUGGAAAUGAACAUUACAAUUCUGCCUUGCUGUGGCUAUCGUGGAUUUUAAUGUCAUCGAGCCUUUGCAUUUCAUGUAGAGGAUUUUUUUUUUCUUUUUCUUGUUAGCAGUAAAUUUAACUGUAGAGGUUUGUAGGGAGAAAUAAUUGAGCAGUGAGCUGCUGCUGCUGCGGAUAUGAAAAGCUUUAGUGACUCUGGUCCUGUUUACAAUCAUGUUGUACAACAGUGAAGUUAUGAUUGUCAGGGAAUUCGCAUUUCAACGUGUGCAAGCUUGAGAUAAUAAGAGAUUCCCAACACUCAUUAAAAGCUAUCAGUUAAUAUAAAGUAAUAAUAAUUGAAUAUUUGAAGAGACGGAUGUGAGGGACUUUGAAGCCGCUUUUCUAAACUUACUACAGCGUAAAGAACAGGUUUAACUUCCCCUAAGCAAAAUAUUCAAAAACAGAUAUUUUUCAUUAAAGUAAAUGUGAAUGUUACAGUGAGAAACUUCCUUUGCUCAAUUCAGUCUGUUUGUUUUUUAUUAUUUUGUUAUCUCUUUUUUUAAUGCCAUUUAAUUUGAUUCUCUGAUUCUGGGCACAAUUGCAUGUUUUCAUUGCAGAGAAAACAACCGUCUUAAACAACUGAGGUCAGUGUAAUGUGCUAUUGAUGAGUAACAUGGUACAACUGCACGUAAUGUAUGCACUGUGAACUGAAAAUAAAAAAUGACACUGUUUCA
Platichthys flesus (European flounder) is the source of this 6903-nucleotide messenger RNA. RefSeq names its product DENN/MADD domain containing 1B (gene dennd1b). Bases 311 to 2935 code for a protein of 874 amino acids. The record is from RefSeq and is a predicted model, not a curated record. The transcript has 23 exons. Gene Ontology annotation, molecular function: guanyl-nucleotide exchange factor activity; phosphatidylinositol phosphate binding. NCBI's taxonomy places the organism in Eukaryota, Metazoa, Chordata, Actinopteri, Pleuronectiformes, Pleuronectidae. Gene Ontology annotation, biological process: endocytic recycling; endocytosis. Gene Ontology annotation, cellular component: nuclear speck; intracellular membrane-bounded organelle; cytosol.